Molecule: messenger RNA, 3376 nt
Organism: Malaclemys terrapin pileata
Lineage: Eukaryota; Metazoa; Chordata; Testudines; Emydidae
Gene: GAL3ST1
Product: galactose-3-O-sulfotransferase 1
Exons: 5
Coding region: 888-2174 (428 amino acids)
Biological process (GO): galactosylceramide biosynthetic process; myelination
Cellular component (GO): membrane
Molecular function (GO): galactosylceramide sulfotransferase activity
Source: RefSeq, a predicted model, not a curated record
CACCUGGCCCAAAAGCCAGUGGCUUCACAAGUGAACACCAGUGCCUGCCACAAGCUCCCAGCUCUGGCUGUUUUAUAUGCAUGCUCUGGGCCCUGGACUCCUGCCAUGGUUGGUAGGGCUGGAUUUUGCUGUGCCUAGCAGGAGAAAUGGGGAAGGAGUGCAUGGUCUCCAGUGACAAUGUCUUUGUUGAUGUCAAUGCUGCAGAUGGAUACAAAUGGUUCUGUUGUUCUCAGCCCUGGAAGGGAGGGUUGUGAAUGAGCUCUCUGUGCUGCUUGAAGUGGGAGGAGAGACGAGCCAGGGAGCCAGCUAGGGUGGUGGUGAGAGCUCACUCUCCGGACAUUCUCCCUCCAGGAGAUGGUGGGAGGGUCCAGCCCCAGCUCCACUCCUGGGAGGAGAGACUGAGAUCCUGGAGAUAGUAGGCACCACUGGGAAGAAACUGUUUGCCCUGAGGCUCCAGAGUUCCAAGCUGAUGGCAUGGCCCUGGCACCAUGGAGAUGGCAUAGGGAAGGUGGCCACAACUUCUAGGGAGGGGCGAGCUGUCUUGUAAGAGCUGGCACUGGGAUAGCUGCCCAGGAAAUUCCAUGUCGAAGCAACAUCCCAGCGCCCUUUGCAUGCAGUCUGGUCCCACUGAGCCCUGGAAGAAAAGGGAAGUUUGCAGAGAGGCGCUUAAGCCAAGGCAAAGCUUGGGUUUAGCCAACAUCCUGCAGUGUCCUCAGCCCAGCCUUGGGCCAGUGCAUGGGAACCAGGAAGUGAAAUUGACAAGAAACAGAACAGGAAACUGACCAGCCUGUUUCACUAGCCCUGCUGAGUAAAAGGCAAAAGCUGGUUGGAAAGGAUGUCACCAUCCAAGCAGCCAGGAGAAAGCAGGACCUGAUGAGAGAGGUGACAUGGUGACCACAAUGCUGCAGAAGAAGAAGCACUGGAGGUCCAUGUGCAAGGGGCUUGUUCUGGGAACUGUCCUGACCAGCUUUAUGCUACUGCUGUACUCCUACGUGAUUCCACCCCUGCAAGUCAGCAUGAUGGAGAUUCCUAUCCCUUACUCCUGCUCCUCCUAUCCUGCCCAGGCCAGGGUGCCAGGUGCAGCAAACAGCACCCACAGUCCCCCGGGGCAAGGAUGUCUUCCCAAGCUGGACAUCAUGUUCAUGAAGACACACAAGACAGCCAGCAGCACCAUUCUAAACAUCCUCUUCCGCUUCGGCGAGAAGCACCGCCUCAAGUUUGCCUUCCCCAAUGGCCGCAAUGACUUCUAUUACCCCUCCUACUUUGAACGCAGCCAGGUCCAGGACUACCAGCCCGGCAUGUGCUUCAAUAUCAUUUGCAACCACAUGCGCUUCCAGUACCAGGAGGUGCGCAAGCUACUGCCAGCUGAUACCAUCUUUCUGACAGUGUUGCGGGACCCCGCCUACCUCUUCGAGUCCUCCUUCCACUACUUUGGACGCAUCAUCCCCCUCACCUGGAAGCUGCAAGGCGAGGACAAGCUGGCAGAAUUCCUCCGUGAUCCAUGGCACUACUAUGACCCUAACGGGUUCAACGCUCACUACCUCCAGAACCUGCUCUUCUUUGACCUGGGCUAUGACAACAACAUGAAUGCCAACAGCCCCUUGGUGGACCAGUACAUCCAGGAGAUCGACCAACAUUUCCAUCUGGUCAUGCUGUUGGAGUACUUUGAUGAGUCCCUAGUGCUCCUGAAGGACCUGCUGUGCUGGGAGCUGGAGGACAUCCUCUACUUCAAGCUCAACGCCCGCAAGGACUCCACUGUCUCGAAGAUGACGGGUGAGCUCUAUGAGAAGGCCACCUACUGGAACCUCAUUGACGCCAAGCUCUACCGCUACUUCAAUGCCACCUUCUGGCGCAAGGUGGAGGCCUAUGGGUGGGAGCGAAUGGCCAGGGAUGUGGCCGAGCUGCACCAGGAGAAUGAGAAGAUGAAGAGCAUCUGCAUCGAUGGAGGGCACCCUGUGGAUGCCAACGCCAUCCAGGAGUCCUCCAUGCAGCCAUGGCAGCCGCUGGGCCAGAAGUCCAUCCUGGGUUACAACUUGAAGAAAAAGAUCAACAAGAAGCACCGGAAGCUGUGCCGCAAGAUGUUGACGCCCGAGAUCCAGUACCUGACUGAUCUGGGCGUCAACCUCUGGAUCACCAAACUCUGGAGCCACGUGCGGGAGUUCUUAAAGUGGUAACAUGUGAACUGCAGCUGUCCCCAACUCCCUCCCCUCUGCUGCCCCCAUCCCCACCCAAGAGAAGAACCAAGUGAUUUCAUUUUCAUUUCUUCUUUACGUCUGUUGGCUGGAUACGGGACAUGAUGCAUCGUCAAUGAGCAGAACUGGCUUGAGGCUCCAACAGGGAAUAGUAAGUUAGAGACCAUGCCUCCCACCCCCUAUUCUGGAGAUUUGGUUACACAGGAGGGAAGAGGAACCUCUGACACUUGCAGAUGGAGAUUCACUGGGGUGUGAGUAAGGAAAGGGUCAGUUGGCCACCCCUCCUCCCACUAGCUCCUCAACACCAUCUGUCUAGGGUGCUCCUGGGUCAGCUUCCACCACUGCAUCCUCAGGUCAGUGCUGCAACACUGAGUCUAACCAUCUUAGCCCGCUCCCCUGAAUGAGCUGAGGGCAGGCCCUGAGGAGCAAGACCAGGACACGGGACACUAUAAUUGAUUACAGUAUCUUACUAAUUGUUUGGGGGUUGCUUUUCACAAUGUUUUUUUUUUCUUGCUUCCAUUUGAAAGCGUUGGGGGCAGCGUCUGUGACAGCGGGAUCCCAGCCCGGGUCAGUCACUCAUGUUAAUAGCAGUAUAUCUGUCACAGCGUAAACAGGAGAUAAGCUAUAGGGGUUGCGUGUGUGUGUGUGUGUGUGUGUGUGUUUGUACUGAUGGCUGAGUUUUUGUGCUGCUCACUGAUGGGUGUAUGCUUUAAUGUGUAUGCAAUGCAUUGCAAUGUGUGAAGGAAUCUCUGGGGGAUGGGGGAUGUGUUAUACUGUAUAUUCUGGGUGUGUUGCGCUUGUGAACAAUACAUUACUCUGUGUGUGUGUAAAUAGUACAUGACAGUGAACACUGGAAUUAAUGGGGGGAUGGCCAGUAUAUUUGCUGGUGGUUUGCGGGGAGCCUUAGCCUGUUACAUGACAGGAUUCUCUCUGUGUGUGAGAGACUGAUCUGUUACACUGUGUAUUUGUUGUGUGAACAGUACUCUGCAGCAAACAUUGGUCUCUCUAGAUGUGUCACUAUGUCACUGUGUGUAUCUCAGUGUGUGCAGGGUGCACAUACAGGAAUCCGUGCAUGGUUGACAUGUGGUGGCUGUGUACAAUACAGUACAGAGAAUAUCCAGAUCUUGUGUAGGGGAUAUAAGAGGGAGUGUGUGUGUGGGGAAGGUGUGUGUGUGUGGGGAAGG